CAAAAUAGAAAAAAGAAAAACCUUUUCAUUUUCGUUUCUACAUACCUCCAGAUUGUGGUUGAUCUCUAUCAAUCUAAACUUUCCGGAAUUUGAACGCAAGUAUUGUCUUUGUUUGGCGGGUUUAUCGAAGAGAGCUGAAAUCAUCAUCAUCAGAAUGUUCUUGGUUGACUGGUUCUAUGGUGUUCUAGCAUCUCUUGGUUUGUAUCAGAAAGAGGCCAAGAUAUUGUUUCUAGGUCUUGAUAAUGCCGGAAAGACCACCUUGCUUCACAUGUUGAAAGAUGAGAGAUUGGUACAGCACCAGCCAACACAGUUUCCGACGUCUGAGGAAUUGAGUAUCGGGAAAAUUAAGUUUAAGGCUUUUGAUUUGGGAGGGCAUGUGAUCGCUCGCAGAGUUUGGAAGGACUACUAUGCCCAGGUGGAUUCUGUAGUUUACCUUGUUGACGCGUACGAUAAAGAGAGAUUUGCAGAGGCCAAAAAGGAGCUGGAUGCCCUCCUCUCAGACGAUUCACUUGCAAAUGUCCCGUUUCUCAUACUUGGGAACAAGAUUGACAUACCCUAUGCUGCCUCAGAGGAUGAGUUGAGAUAUUACUUGGGUUUGACUGGUGUUACUACCGGUAAGGGUAAUGUUGACCUCGCUGACUCAAAUGUCCGUCCUAUUGAGGUCUUCAUGUGUAGUAUCGUGCGCAAGAUGGGAUAUGGUGAUGGCUUUAAGUGGCUUUCCCAAUACAUUAAGUAGGAGAAUCGGAGAAUGGAAGAAGCAAGCAGAUGUGUGAAGCCAUCUAAGGGUAACUUUCAUGCCACUGCUGCAUGAAUGUAUAUAUUGGGAAUGUAAAGUUUAGUAUGUAGCUUUUACCUUGUUAUCUUGCAGACAGUCUUGCUAUUUUUUUGGUGGGGAAGGUUAAGUUGAUUCUGUUCUCUCUCUGUGUCUGUCUCUCUUCGUACUUGACACGAUUGUAAAGAAAUAAAGUUGUGCUGUAAUGUUUAUGAUUGAUGGGGAAAUGUUCCGAUCUUUUGCAUUCCAUGGCAA
Messenger RNA from Camellia sinensis, 1027 nucleotides. RefSeq names its product small COPII coat GTPase SAR1A. Gene Ontology annotation, molecular function: GTPase activity; GTP binding. NCBI's taxonomy places the organism in Eukaryota, Viridiplantae, Streptophyta, Magnoliopsida, Ericales, Theaceae. The record is from RefSeq and is a predicted model, not a curated record. Gene Ontology annotation, biological process: intracellular protein transport.